AUUAUGGGGGUUUUAGCUCUGCAAGAAUUGUAGGUUUGGGAGCCUGACAUACCAAGUUCCAAAGGAUUAAAAUGAGACAUGGACAGGUUGAAGACAAAGAACAUCCACCUUGGCCAAAGUGAAUGUCAUCAGAGUCUGCACUCCAAAGACUGACAAAAAGCCAUUGAAGAUAGACAGGUUUAUUUAUAGCAUUUUAACAGCUAUUCAAAAUAGAUUUGGCUGCUCUGGCCACUGAUCCAUUGUAAUUUUAUAUUGUACUAGCUGUGCCCGGCCACGCGUUGCUGUGGCAAAGUAUGGUGGUAUGGGAAAUAAAGUAUUGAGGAAUUGGUGGUAGUUAAGGUAAAGGGUAAAGGUUUUCUCCUGACAUUAAGUCCAGUCGUGUCUGACUCUGGGGGUUGGUGCUCAUCUCCAUUUCUAAGCCAAAGAGCCGGGUCAUGUUAUUAUCUGCUUAGAAGUGGAUUAUAUGAGGCCCCUUCUUCACAGCUGUAUAAAAUGCACACUGAAGUGGAUUAUAUGGCAGUGUGGAGUGAAGAUAAUCCAGUUCAAAGCAGAUAAUAUAAGAUUCUAAAUGGGUUAUAUAGCUGUGUGGAAGGGCCUUGAAUCUACACUGCCGUAUAAUCCAGUGCAAAUUAAAUAAUCUGUGGAAGAGGCCUCAGUGAAGCCUAACUCUGCCUGUCCCCUGGGCUGAGUUGGUUGCUAGGAGACCUAGUGGGCAGAGCUUAGCCUUCUAACUGGCAGCAAUUGGAUCAAAACAAGUAUUCCUCUCCCUCUAAUUAGGACUUUAUUUUCCUUUUCUUUUUGUUGUAUCAACCUAGAGCCGUGGAUGAUGGGUUGUGUUGUCAAAUUUGGAGUUUGGGGGCCUGUAGUUUUGUUGUUUUGUCCGCUGCCCUGAUGCCAUCACUCUUUUAUAUAUAUAGAUUUAAUAGUUUUAAUUGAUUUUAUGUAUUGUUUGAUACUGAUUUUGUCUAGGCAUCGAAUUGUUGCCAGUGUUGUAAGCCGCCCUCAGUCCCUUUGGGUGAGAAGGGUGGGGUAUAAAUAUUGGAAAUAAAUACAUAAAAUAAAAUAAAAUAGGUCCAGAUCAGAGCUGAAUUGAAUCCAUUGGUUGAUUGGAGAAGAUGUAUUUGCCUGGACAUUAGUGUUGCUGAUUGGUUUUCAAGUUUGAUGGGAAAAUUAAUAAACACCAAUUAGUUCAUUUGAAGUUUUGUGGUUGUUUCUUGGUUUGUCCAUAGAGGGGUGCUGGAGGAAAGGAAUGUGGGGUAUGGCUGGUGUUAAUGAGGUUGAUUGCCCUGUUUCCACCUGUUCAGAACUGGACAAUGAGUUUCAGCUGACCACACAAUGGGUGCUGGGGUGUUGCCACAGCCUUAAUGAAAUUCCAAGAGAAGGGGCCUGAGCUGGUGAUUGAGACUGAGAAGUGUUUCCAGGGAUAAACCCGAUAAUAUCUUGGAAAAAAACCUGUGUCUUUUCUUAAGACCAUCAUGACUCUCGGGGUGUUUUGAGGGGAUUAUCUCUUUUCCUGAGCCAGAUCAUGAGAUUUCCACCACUACACCUCUCACCCGGUGGAUAUGGCUUCUUCUGCUGCUAAAGAUCCCAUGGAGAAGGAGGUCACUUAUUCUGUUUGCCUGGAGUAUUUCAAGGAUCCUGUAACCAUAGAAUGUGGACACAACUUCUGCCGAUCUUGCCUGACCCGGUUUUGGGAGGAGUCAGGCAACAAAGAGACCUUCUGCCCUCUCUGCAGGGAAAGAGUUCAGCAAAGGAACCUCAGGUCAAAUUGGCAGCUAGCCAACAUUAUAGAAAUCACCAAGACACUACCUCAGGGGCCUAGGAGGGCAAAAGAUACGGAGAGAGUCUGUGGGAAACACCAGGAGCCACUGAAGCUUUUCUGCAAAGAUGAUGAAACUCCCAUUUGUUGUGUGUGCGACAGAUCCAAGGAGCACAAAGACCAUACAGUGAUCCCCGUGGAGGAGGCUGCUCAUGACUACAAGGAUUUGAUGGGUAAUCAUCAAGAUAUUCUGGAGAGGGAGAAAGAAAAGAUUCUGGUAUAUAAAGCUGAGAUAGAAAAGGAAACCCAAGAUCUUCUUAAGCAGACAGAAGCAGAGAUGGAAAAUAUCUUUGGAGAAGUCACAGAAAUACGUCAGUUUCUAGAAGAGAAGGAGAAACAUUUAUGGACCCAAAUGGAAGAGCUGAAGAAGCAGAUUGUAAGGAAAAGAGAUGAAAACUUGGCCAAAUUUGACCAGGAACUCUCUUCUUUCAAAAAUCUCAUCCAGGAGUUGAAAGAGAAAUGCCAGCAGCCACCAGCUGAACUCCUGCAGGAUGUGAAGAGCCUUUUGCAGAGGAGUCAAGAGAAGAAAACAUUUGAGAAGCCAGUGUCUUUCUCUACAGAGCUGAAAUUAAAGAUCUGGGAGCUUUAUGAUCUAAAGGCCAGUCUAGGUCCUGUCGUGAAGCAAUUCCGAGAUACUUUGUUGCCUGUGCUAGAGCUUCAGAAAGCAAAUGUCACUCUGGAUCCAGACACAGUGGGUCCUUGGCUGGUCCUGACUGAGGAUUGGAAAACGGUGGGAUUUGGAGACAAGCCUCAAGACCUGCCUGACAAUCCUGAGAGAUUCAGCAACCGAUUUUGUGUUUUGGGGCGGGAGGGGUUCACAAAAGGAAGGCAUUUCUGGGAAGUUGUGGUAGGAACAAAGGGAGACUGGUUUGUGGGGGUAGCCAAGAAGUCUGUUAGGAGAAAAGGCCUACAUAUUGUACAUAUUGGUCCUUCUGAAGGGAUCUGGACUGUGGGCAGUUGGAAAGGUAGGUCUCGUGCUCCCAGUCUCCCUUCUAGCUCUGUUCUGUCCCUGAGUGAAAAGACCAAGAGGAUCCGAGUCUGUCUGAAUUGUGCUGCAAACCGGGUGGCCUUUUAUGAUGCUGAUACGGGAGACCAGAUCUAUGUAUUCUCAGAAGUCCCAUUCUCCGGAGAGGCUGUCCUCCCGUUCUUUUACCUGUAUGGCAAAGGCCACCUCAAAAUCUCAUCUUAAAGCAGCCAACCCUAAACCUCUGGCCUUGUUCUGUAUGUGAUGAUAAAAAUAUGUAUAAUGGUUAAAGAAUUAUUGAAAAAUGUUAUUAAAAUGUUAAAAUUUGCUUCUGAAUUUGUUUUCAAUGUUUUUAAGAUGAUUUUAUUAGCAGUGUAUUCUGUCCUGAGAGCCCUGGAAGAGAUGUAAUAAAUAUAAUUAAUGCAAAUCUUAAUGUCUAUUCUAUUGAAUAAGUUGAAUGCAUUUCUCCCAUCCAAAUGCUUUCUCAUUCAUUAUACAUAGGCCUUGUCUAAUGGUUUAAACUUUAAACAAAGCUUGAGGCUUAA
Molecule: messenger RNA, 3328 nt
Organism: Anolis carolinensis (green anole)
Lineage: Eukaryota; Metazoa; Chordata; Lepidosauria; Squamata; Anolidae
Product: E3 ubiquitin-protein ligase TRIM7
Exons: 8
Coding region: 1563-3008 (481 amino acids)
Biological process (GO): regulation of gene expression; innate immune response; protein ubiquitination
Cellular component (GO): cytoplasm
Molecular function (GO): protein binding; ubiquitin protein ligase activity; zinc ion binding
Source: RefSeq, a predicted model, not a curated record